UCUCAGUCUCAGCUCAGAGGCUACUUUCGCCCCCACCACCGCCAUUCCACCCCCCCCUCCCCACCUCUUAGCAUAAGCACAUUCACAUAUGCCUUCGCACGCGUCGAGUCGCCUCAUCCGUCUCGAUAGAGCCGCCGACUUCAGAGUGCACCAGCUAGCCAGCCAGCCAACCAGCCGGCAGGAGAGAAACGGAGCGGGGGGGGUCGGGUGACAAAAGCAGAAGGGAGGGAGCAAUAGAAAGAAGGGGUACGAAUCCACUGAAUAAAACACAACGCAGGAGAAAGGAAAACAUCCUGCGAGUCAAAAAAGGGGGGAGGGGGGGGCGAACAAAAAAAACAAAAAACGAUCUCCAUCACGUGGAUGAAGGACUACAAGAAAAGGAUGCUUUGAAUGCCGGAGGAAGAGGGGAGAGCGGGACGCAAAACACAGCGGGGGCACAACCAGGAAUGAAUGGGAGUCCUGCUUGCUUGCCGCACGCACUCGGUGACAAGAGCCGCCGCACGCUGAAGUCGCUGAAAAGCACGCCAAACUCCUCUCGGGAGUUCGUCUGUCGCCUUCGGCGUGAUUUUCACGUCGUUUGAGCACCCACGAGCAAGCUCGUCUCUGUUCUCCGGGCGGCACCAAUUAAGGCGGGCUGGAGCCGGGGCGAGUUGUGACAGAAUUGGACGACACAACCAAGGCGAAGAGCAAAAGGGACGACGACGACGACGGCGCAGGGAGGAGGAGGGGCCUGCGGGUGCAACAGACACAAGCGGAGGAAAACCGGUAAUGCAGAGCCUCAAAACCGAUCCCGGAGAUGUCGAAGAGAAGAGAUAUUCUUGCCAUCGUGUUGAUCGUGCUACCCUGGACUCUGCUCAUCACAGUUUGGCACCAAAGCGCCAUCGCGCCGUUCCUCGCCAUCCAUAAGGCAUGUCACCACCUAGUAAAAGAGAUCUUUAUCAUUCCAGAGAGGCUUGCGGUGCGCCACCGGCUCUCAGGUGACGGUGUUGAGGGCAAGAGGGCAGGAGGCCAGGCAGGAGACUCCAAGGAAUACUGCGCCUCAGAUAAGGACAUAGUGGAGGUGGUGAGGACCGAGUACGUGUACACCCGGCCACCGCCUUGGUCUGACGUUCUGCCCACCAUCCACAUCAUCACGCCCACGUACAGCCGACCGGUGCAAAAGGCCGAGUUGACGCGGCUGGCUAACACCUUCCUCCACAUUCCCAACCUGCACUGGAUUCUGGUAGAGGACUCCCAAAGGAGGACGCCCCUCGUCACGCGCCUCCUCCGAGAAACGGGCCUCAACUACACUCACCUAAAUGUUGAGACGCCCAGAAACUAUAAGUUGCGCGGGGACACCAGGGACCCUCGAAUCCCCCGCGGGACCAUGCAGAGGAAUCUGGCACUCCGCUGGCUGAGGGAGACCUUCAAUGCAAAUAGCACCCAAGCUGGAAUCGUAUACUUUGCUGACGAUGACAAUACUUACAGUCUGGAGCUCUUUGAGGAGAUGAGAUCAACUCAGAAAGUGUCCGUUUGGCCCGUAGCCUUCGUGGGCGGCCUGCGCUACGAGUCCCCCAAGGUCAACGCGGCCGGGAAAGUGUACGGCUGGAAAACGGUGUUCGACCCCAGUCGGCCCUUUGCCAUCGACAUGGCCGGCUUCGCCAUCAACCUGAGGCUCAUCCUCUUCAAGCCGCAGGCGUACUUUAAGCUUCGCGGGGUGAAGGGAGGCUACCAGGAAAGUAGUUUGCUGCGGGAACUAGUCACACUCAACGACCUGGAACCCAAAGCCGACAAUUGCACUAAGAUACUUGUUUGGCACACGAGAACAGAGAAGCCCAUCCUCGUAAACGAAGGGAAAACACAAUUCACAGACCCAAAUGUGGAGGUUUAACCAUUUCUUCCACAUCUCCUGCAAAACGUCUGUCAUCGGAGUUCCGGAUAUGCAUUGAUGAAGAUUGCCUUCGAGGUCCAUGAUAUAAGACAUUUUCCAAGAAACGGACAAAGCCGUGGCGAUGUCGUAUCGCAAAGCACAGAAUGGCGACAGGCGGCUUUUAUUUCAGAGGUGUGUGAAAGGGACGUCGUCGAGGACGCCUCACUGGGCAGUGGGGGUGUCUCGGUGAUGACAACCUGCCGAUAAGACAGCACAAUUUCAACCAAGUCAGGUACGAGAGGGGGCACGUCACCGGAAAAAAAAAAAAAGGAAAAUGUGGGAAAUUCUACCAAAAUGAAGGACAACGACGUGACACGGACGAUGCGUCUUUUGGAUUUUACUCCGAACAAAACACUGGAAGGGAUGAAAUGUUGUUUUUUUUUUAUAACAAUGUAAUGUUUGCUUUAAUUUAAUUGAAUUUCUUUCGCUGUUGACAAAACUACUGACCCGUGCAUUGACGUUGACUCCUGGUUUACAAGAACGACAUGCAUUUUAUUUCGAAUGAACACUUGAAGAUUCCGCAGUUGGAAAAUGUACAUGAUUUAAAAAAAAAAUGCACUUAAUUCCUUAGCACUUCAAUACACUGAUGGUAUUUCUUUGUAAUCACUUGUGUAAAUAGAAAUUCUUAACGGGAGCAAUCAGGAAGUGUUGAAAAUGUGUUGUAACGACUGUAUUUAUGUUGGUGCAUUCCCAAAAAAAAUGAUCGCACGGUCGAGUUUUUUUUUUUUUUUUUGGGUCAGAGGUGCAGUUUGUGUUGAAAAAUCAAUGCUGAAAAGACAAUUUGUGUCAUUUUUAUUGACAUCGAGCGUUCCCGUUCUUCAGUGCGCGGCCAUCUACCGUAUAAACGUACACAAACACAGCCGAAGUCAUCAUCAAUAAAUUCUGUGGAAUCGUUUCAAGACAUCUUAAGGCAACCGAGGCGAAUCGGAGUUUGCUGUUCAUUCACUCUAAAGUCGUUGGACAAGCUGAGCGUGGCUGCGUUAGGGCACAACUCCAAGGCGUAAUUAAUCUCGUCAUUACAACAACUUGCUUGGAAAACCGAAGUUCUGCACCUUCGGAGAUCGCUUCUCGAUGAAUAAAUAAAUCCGUAAUCAAGGACGUGUAGUUAUUCCGUAGCUAGUGGAAAGGUAUGCAAAAAAUAUAUAUACUUGUCAAAUGUCAUGCUUGCAACAUUCUCCACUAGCGAUGGCAAUCACUACAUUGUCCCUUUUUAAAACCACUUUUUAAUUACCAAAAAAAAAAACAAAGCCAUUCACGUCCACAAAAAAAAACGUCUAUAUUUUUUGGUCACGUCACUCCAAAACAUGUUUUUUUUUUAAAUUUUAUUUUUUAUUAAUUUGGCUUACUUAUCAUGCAGAAUCUGACUACAUUUGCUUUGGGGAAAAGCAUCAUUGUAAAAUGGUCCAAGCUCUUUUCCUCGAAGGUGUCUAUGGUCCAGGUCGCCAAAAGGACGCCUCACUGAGUCUUAAAUAGAAGAACAUACGCUUUCAUUUGUGGCGUCUAUGAUUUGAAAAAUCCCAAACGAUGUAUCGCGGUCAUCUGAAGCGUAGGUGAGAAUAGAGAAAUCAUUUGUCUGAACGCAUCCUUCAUGAUCUCCUUUUUUUUGACGAUGUCGCGCGUGAACUCAACUAUCGACGCCGGCAGCUGUUAUUAAGCCGCUCUGGACGGCGAUAGUCAUAUCUGCGUACGUUUUCAACUUGAUAAAUCCGAGCUUAUCUGAACGGCGUCAGGCAGAAGCAAUUGGAGACGAUUCAGCGCGGCAAGAGGAGAGCGCAUAGAAAUGGGUCCGGUCUAAAUAAUAUAUAUAUAUAUAGACUACAUCAAGAUACUGUCUUAGAAAACGACCAAAUUCAUCUUCCUGGCUGCUUUUAUUUACUGCAGGAUUGCGUAGCGGGUCGACCAUUUUGCCUCUUGCAGUUUGAGACGCUGUUUGUUUUUAUUCCGUUUUUAUUUUUGCGUCUUAUAUUGAGGUACGGGUGUGCAAUAAAAAAAUCAUACAACUGUCUGCCCACGAAUGAAACGGCAGACACGCGUCCUGUCAUCCACCAACCGGAUCGUCAUGUGAACAAAUACGUAAUCAGCAAUAGUAGAUGAAAAUGAUUUUUAAAGUUUUGGAAUCAUCCGGAAUCCAAUUGUGCCGUUAACCAGCAGCUUACGGAAAACCCCACCGGCACGGAAGCGCGACGGCUUUUUCUAUCUGGAAUGUCACUUGAGAAGCAUUAACAAGCCCCUCUCAAGGGCUUCGAAGGCACAAAAGACUUCCACUUAAGCCCUCCGUUGGUCCCCCUCAUCUUCACAGUCAUCCUCAUGUGAAUCACACUUUAUGCAUGGGACUCUUUAAGGUUGUCCGAUUGCCUCUGCGAGUUUGUCUCAAAAUGGAAGAUGGUCGUUCAAGAAUCAAGAAAAAUAAACAACAACAUCAACUUGA
Messenger RNA from Hippocampus zosterae (dwarf seahorse), 4337 nucleotides. It is a transcript of the gene b3gat1a, whose product is annotated as beta-1,3-glucuronyltransferase 1 (glucuronosyltransferase P) a. Gene Ontology annotation, biological process: chondroitin sulfate proteoglycan biosynthetic process; carbohydrate metabolic process. Gene Ontology annotation, molecular function: galactosylgalactosylxylosylprotein 3-beta-glucuronosyltransferase activity. Bases 797 to 1870 code for a protein of 357 amino acids. NCBI's taxonomy places the organism in Eukaryota, Metazoa, Chordata, Actinopteri, Syngnathiformes, Syngnathidae. The record is from RefSeq and is a predicted model, not a curated record. The transcript is spliced from 8 exons. Gene Ontology annotation, cellular component: Golgi membrane.